UCCAAUAAAAUCACAUCAAAACCAAAAACAAAACAAACCAAGAAACCCAAACAAAUAGAAAAUGGCAGGACUCAUGAACAAGAUUGGUGAUGCCCUUCAUAUAGGAGGAGACAAGAAAGAAGGAGAACAACACAAAGGAGAUCAACAUGGUGUUGUAGGAGGACAUGGACAUGGCACCCAGUACCAAGGAGAACAACAACAUGGUGUUGUAGGAGGACAUGGACAUGGCACUGAGUACCAAGGAGAACAACAACAUGGUUUUGCAGGAGGACAAGGACAUGGUACUGAGUACCAAGGAGGUCAACAUGGUGUUGUAGGAGGACAUGGACAUGGUAGCGAGUACCAAGGAGAACAGCAUGCUUUUGGUCAUGGAGAGAACAAAACAGGUCAAUACCAAGGGGGAGAGCACAAGGAAGGAAUUGUUGACAAGAUCAAGGGCAAGAUCCAUGGUGAAGGAGGAGCAGGUGAGAAGAAAAAGAAGGAGAGGAAGAAACGUGAAGAUGGUCAUGGACAUGGCCAUGAUAGCAGCAGCAGUGAUAGUGAUUAGAUCUUACUAAUUCUCAUAUGCUUCAUCAUCUUGAGAGGUGUAUGGAACCAUAUGUGACGACUAUGUUCUAUGUUUUAAUUUCUAUCUAUGUAUGUGAGUGAGAUUGUAGUUGAUAAUUCUCGUUGUAAAAAUAAUUUGCGGUUAGAUUGGUUUGUGAAACCCAUACUGCUUUGUUAAUGUUUGGUUGUAUACAUCAAGAUUAUAAAGAUUUCUAUUAUUAGUAA
Messenger RNA from Vicia villosa (hairy vetch), 771 nucleotides. RefSeq names its product protein SRC1-like. Gene Ontology annotation, molecular function: metal ion binding. The transcript is spliced from 2 exons. The record is from RefSeq and is a predicted model, not a curated record. The coding region runs from base 62 to 547 and encodes 161 amino acids. NCBI's taxonomy places the organism in Eukaryota, Viridiplantae, Streptophyta, Magnoliopsida, Fabales, Fabaceae.